Molecule: messenger RNA, 2705 nt
Organism: Dermacentor andersoni
Lineage: Eukaryota; Metazoa; Arthropoda; Arachnida; Ixodida; Ixodidae
Biological process (GO): regulation of transcription by RNA polymerase II
Cellular component (GO): nucleus
Molecular function (GO): DNA-binding transcription activator activity, RNA polymerase II-specific; RNA polymerase II cis-regulatory region sequence-specific DNA binding
Source: RefSeq, a predicted model, not a curated record
ACGAUCGCAACGCCAGAGUUGCCUCCAGUAAGUUUAGCAGGAAACACGUUGGAAACUCUAUACCAUCAGCACAAAGAUAUGGCUUUUGAGAUUAUAAGCGUAUGCGUGCCCGCGCGUGCCGCAACAACCGGUGGCGCUAUUCACUACUAAAAUUCAAGCAAGACGCUUGUAAAGAAAAAAAAAACAUCGCUCGUGCAUCUAUCGGCGUUGAUGCAAUAUAGCGCCAGUGUUGCCAGUGUAGCAUAAGCCUUGUUUGUGUCUGCGUUCUGUAGUUCGGGGCGCAUGCGAGCGGUCGGCAAUAUCGAGCAGCAGUAUAGUUGCACAACACGCUGCCCAGAACACGCUCGCUGCCUGCAAACAUACUCUUGCACGCGAUAGCUCGAAGAAGGCGGGAAAACCAUGGCACAGAACGGGACGCGUCGGGACGCACGUGAGGCUCGUUCGAGAAGGCAGCGUGGCAGGGUGACAAUUGCAAAAGCGAUUGCGCGCGUCUGCGCGCCCGGCACCCGCAUUGUGUCAACGCGCAGAGGCAAGAAUCGAGACUUGGCCGAAAGUGGACCCUCUGGAUCAGCAGCCACGACUUCAGGUGACGACCCCACAGCUGCGGAAGAAAGCGACCCAGAGGCUUCGGAUGAUCCAGCUACCACGGAUGACGACGCACAAGACUCUGCCACCUGCGCAGUGCAGGGAGCAGGGCCACGACCACGCGGACUCGGCGAUGGCGGACUCCAGGCUUGUCACAUCUGUCGAAAGACCUUCGCCCUGAGGUCGUCCGUCCGACGACACCUGAGGAAUAAGCACGCCGACGAAUAUCUGCGCCUGUAUUACUACGUCACCGAAAGCAGAGACCUUGAAGCCAGCGCAGCGCCAGCAACACUACGACGCAAGUUCAAGGGCGACGGACCCCACGUGUGUCACGUGUGUGAAAAGACCUUCGCCCGCAGGUCGUGCGUCCGACGACACCUGAUGAACAAGCAUAUGGGCGAAAGGCUGUACCACUGUGCCAUCUGCGAAAGGAACUUCGCCCAGAAGGCGUCGCUCGCUCGUCACCAAGUCACGCACGCGCGCGGGAAACUGCACGAGUGCUCGGAGUGCGGGGGCGAAUUCGCCUCCAAGAGCACCCUUCGCGCGCACCAGUCGACGCACACCCGCGCGAAGCCGCACAAAUGCCGCCUCUGUCCGGCCACGUUCGCCAGGUUGGACACGUUGAACUGCCACCUGCUGACGCACACGAAAGAGCGGCCGCACAAAUGCGAAACGUGCGAAGCAAGGUUUUCCGACAAGGCGACGCUCAGGCGUCACCGCCGGACUCACGGGCGUCAGGCCGUCGCCUCGGAUCACCCACGCUCGUCUGGAACUUGUUCCCCUCUUAUCACUCCACAGCAGGAAGAGGAGGACGACGACGAACAGAUGCACGCGAACGAGAAGUACAGCUGCCGUGCCUGCGGCAGGGAUUUCUUUCAGGUGGAAACAUUCGCGAGCCACAUCGAAGAACACGCGGGCGGGAAGGUGUAUGCCUGCCGCGACUGUCCGGUCACGUUCACUCAUCGGAGCCACCUGGAGAGACACAAGCUCCGGCACUCGGGCAGAAAACCGUACGAAUGCAGCACAUGCGGUAAUAGGUUCACUCGGCCCUGUGCCCGGUCGCGUCACUUGCGAGAAGUUUGCUGUGCUAAGGACCAAACUGCGACGCAGGAGGAGGUAACUGAUGAGGCUUCGACAAGCGGUCGGCGAGCGCUCGCACCGUCCGAAAGCGACGGAAAGACCGGUUCGGGACACAAUCUUUUCCAUUGUGAGGUGGAUGUCAAGGCUUCGACAAGAAGCCGCCAGACGCCGCCACCAUCCGAAGGUGAGGGAGAGACCUGGUCACGGCUUGAUCCUUUGAAUUGUGAGGUGACUGGACAGGCUUCGUCGAGCAGACGCCAGACGCCGCCACCAUCUGAAGACGAGGAAUAGAAUUGACUUGACCCUUUGCAUUGUGAGAUAGCUGGGCAGGCUUCGCUAAGUGGCCGCCAGCUGCUGUCACCCUCCGAAGGCGACGAAAACACUGGUUCAGGACUUGGUCCGUUACAUUAAUUUGCGAGCUGCAACAGAAAGGCUAAAUGAGCAUGUUGACACAUCUUUACAUUCAAGCAUCACAAAGGACACGGGGAAGUGGGAGCGUUCUGAGCUGACGGGCGUACCCUUGAAGGAGGUGGCUGUCGGUCCGUUCCUUUGUGGGUCAAUGGGCGUAUUCUUGGUGACGCGGCCCGACAUGCGAGUUCGUGAGCCGGCCGAAAGACAAGUUGACUAUUUGUUGACUUAUCGAUUGCGAAAUCAUACCUGUACCUACAGGCUCAAAGAAGCACACACUUUGUACCAGAAAAGGUAAGACACUGAACAGGAGAGCACGUCUUCUCUGUCUACCGUUGUGCGCUUCUUCAGAUCUAUGAACAGACCAGACAAGGAACUUCCUUUAAAAGGUACCUGUACCGCCUGACUACGUUAUGUAAUGUGUAUGAGAGAGAUUGGCACCGAAUACAUAUUCAAAAGAACGCUUCUUAUAUAUUCAGCGCCCCCUUUCGUUUGUUUGGAAAAAUGCCACAAAUACUAGCAUAUCUUUCAUUUUCUUUUGUAAUAUUUUCAUGUCCUUAUUACAUAAAAAUAUGAUUGAAUAAAUAUAUUUAAUCAAGCUCGGAUGGGCAAUAAAAUGUGUCAUUGGCAGA